Molecule: messenger RNA, 5064 nt
Organism: Ixodes scapularis (black-legged tick)
Lineage: Eukaryota; Metazoa; Arthropoda; Arachnida; Ixodida; Ixodidae
Product: kinesin-like protein KIF11
Exons: 24
Coding region: 94-3219 (1041 amino acids)
Biological process (GO): mitotic spindle assembly; microtubule-based movement
Cellular component (GO): nucleus; spindle microtubule
Molecular function (GO): plus-end-directed microtubule motor activity; ATP binding; microtubule binding
Source: RefSeq, a predicted model, not a curated record
AUUUGAUUCUCGAAUCCGGUCCAGCUCCAGUUGUAACUUCUUCAGGGUCACCGUCACGACGAACACUCUUUCUUGCGUUCCAUUCACGCAGACAUGGCUACGAAGAGGACAAACAACCAGCACAUUCAAGUCUUUGUGCGAUGUCGGCCCACAAACGCCCAAGAAAAAAAGGCGGGUGCUGUGAAGGCCAUCGACGUCAUCUCAGACCGCAAGGAGAUCGUUGUCAGAGACCGCUUCAACAAGACCUUCGUCUUUGACAAGGUUUUUCCUCCAGAAGCAAAGCAGAUCGACGUCUACCAGGCUGUGAUGGGCCCGACGAUUUCGGAGGUGAUGAUGGGCUACAACUGCACCGUGUUUGCAUAUGGCCAGACUGGGUCAGGCAAGACGUUCACAAUGGAAGGGGAGCGCUGCGACACCAACCUGAGCUGGGCCCAUGACCCACUGGCUGGGGUGAUCCCCCGCACCCUGCACCAGAUGUUUGAGGAGCUUACCCUGCAGGAGCUCGAGUUCACCAUCAAGGUCUCCUUCCUGGAGCUGUACAACGAGGAGCUGUUCGACCUGCUCAGUGCCACCGAGGAUACCACUCGCCUCAAGAUCUACGAGGACUCGGCACGCAAGGGCUCUCUGAUCAUCCAGGGCCUGGAGGAGGUGACGGUGCACAGUCGGGAGCAGGUGUUCAGCAUCCUGCAGAAGGGGGCGGCCAAGCGGCAGACGGCGGCCACCCUGCUCAACGCCCACUCCUCUCGCAGCCACACAGUCUUCACCGUCACCGUCCACAUCCGAGAGAACACUGACGACGGAGAGGAGCUCGUCAAGACCGGCAAGCUGAACCUGGUCGACCUUGCUGGGAGUGAAAACAUUGGCCGCUCUGGUGCCAUGGACAGGCGUGCUCGCGAGGCUGGAAACAUCAACCAGUCUCUCCUGACUCUCGGCAGAGUCAUCACCGCUUUGGUCGACAAGGCACCUCAUGUGGAGAGCAAGCUGACCCGUCUGCUGCAGGAUUCGCUGGGGGGCCGCACCAAGACCUCCAUCAUCGCCACCAUCUCUCCCGACAUGUGCAACCUGGAGGAAACCCUCAACACCCUGGACUACGCCCACAGGGCCAAAAGCAUCACCAACCGGCCAGAGGUCAACCAGAAGAUGACCAAGAGGGCCCUCAUCAAGGAGUACACUGAGGAGAUCGAGCGGCUGCGUCGAGAGCUCGUCGCAGCACGGGACAAGAAUGGCAUGUUUGUGGAUCCUGAGAACUACAGUGCCAUGGAGCGUCGGCUGACCUGCCAGUCCGAGAACAUCCUUGCCAAGGAGGCCCAGAUUGAAGACCUCUCUCAGCGCCUGGCAGACCUCGAGGAGCUCUUCACAUCCACAAAAGAAGAGGUUGCAGCAAAGACCGAGGCCCUGCAGAACACGCUGGUGGACCUUCAUCACACAAAGGAGAACCUUGGUGCCACAAAGCAGGCGCUGUUCAAGACUGCGGUGGAAAGGGACGAGCAGCAGCACCUAGUACACUUCCACGCCAAGACCGAAGUUUUGCUCACGGAAACGGCAAAGACUCUGGUGGACGUGGCCAAGACUGCAACGGGGGACAUCGACCUCCUGCAGAGGAAGCUGCAGUGCAAAUCUAGCAUCGAGACCGCCAAUCGGACGAAGCAGCGGGAGUUCCGGGAGGGUGCCGACGCCCUGUUUGCCACCAUCGAGGGGAACUCGCGAAGCCGGUUUGAGAGCCAGGAGCAGACCAUAGAGAGCAUCCGAGGCUCAUUCGCCCAGCUUGACGAACUGGCCAAGAGUGAGCAAGAGGCGAUGGCACUGCUGACGGCCAGGGCCAAGCAGUCCCACCAGAAUGCCGCCGCUGCCCAGAGCAGUGCCCUGGCUUCCAUCUUGGACGGCGUGCGGGCGGCAGAAGAGCAGCUCGGAACGCACGCACGGAGCAGUCUGGCGAGCAACACCGGUUUCCUGGUGCAGCUGUUCCAGGCGUCCGUGUCACCGCUCGUGGAUGGUGCCCAGCGCAGCCUGCAGGAGAUGGGCGACCAGUGCCUCUCCCUGGGCGACAAGGUCCGAGGCUGGUGCAGGGAUGCGAGUGCCCGCCUGUCCCAGUUUGAGAAAGACCAGGCUGCUCUGAUGAAUGCCUGCUGGGAGGACAGCGCUGCCCUGCACAAGCGGUGGCAGCAGGCAUCUCAAGAGGCGCGUCAGCUCACUGCAUCCCUGCAGCAGGACGUGCACAGGAGCUCCGCGAAUGCAGAGGCGCACGUCGCCAGCAUGCAAAAAAUGCUGCAGGAAUAUCUGGAGUCUGUGAGGUCCUGCUCGGUGGACUCUGAAGCCAGGAACUUGCAGAUGGUCGAGAAAGCCACAGAGUGCGAUGGCAUUGAGGCGUCGCUGCUUUCGGUCACCUCCCGCGUCAAAGACGACUCGGCCUCAAAUGUCCAGAGCUUGCUGUCGGAUUGGACGGCCAUUGAAGAGGGUGCCCUGAUCAGUACCACCAGCAGCCUGUCAGAGGUUGCCGCCUCGAACAAGGAGCUGUCGAGUAUCCAGCAGCGUGUUCACCAAGACGUCUCCGACGGAGUUUCAUCUUUGACCCAGUCUUUGUCGCAACAACACAGCGACCAGGAGGCGAUGCGACAGGCCCUAGUGGACGAGGUGGCAGAACGAGCGUCGCAAGGAGCAGCCGCCGCGGACUCGCUCCUCCACGAAGCGGACGCCGUCGUGGACGACCUCUGGGAGCGGGUGUGCGACCACGCCGACCGCGCGGAAGCCCUGUGCCGGGAGGGUGGUGCCCAGGCCGACGAAGCGCGGGCCACUGCGGCCAGCCUGGACGUGGAGACAAGGGGCAACGUCGCAGAGUUCCGAGGCGCCGUGACACGCUUCUUCGAGAGCGACCUCCAGGAGUAUCGGCCGACGGGCUGCACCCCCCAGCGCAAGGAGUACCCCUUCCCGACGGACCUGCCCCAUACCUCUCCCCACGACGUCAUCCUGCGGCGCCUGCGGUCUGCUGCGUUGGACAUGGAGGCGGCCAUGCGUCUGCCCCUGCCAGACGGGGGAGACAUUGAGGCUUCCAGCUGGGAAACACUUGCCUCCGCCAAGUCCUCCUCCACAGAGUCUCUGACCUCAUGUUCUUCCAAUAACAGCGACGAAAAGGAGAACAAGGCAAAGCAACCGUCUCGCAAGGCCAAGAAAAUGACCAAACAUCCUUCGAAGAAAUGCCUUGCAGCCAGGAACGUCCGUUAGGAGGCUUUUUAAACUCUUGACGACAUUUUAGCUGAGGACCUCAGCACUGAUCAUGAUUCACGUUUAAUUGCAUCUUUUAAAUUGACUGUGCCGGCAUAUUAAGUGUUUUUUUUUUAUUAUUAUUAUUACAAUGCACAUCCUCUGAUUGUGCUGCAAGUUUUUUUUUUUUGCUUCCUUUCCCUAUAUACAUUGGCAAACUUUUUGUCAACAAAACAAAAAAAAAUUGCAGCACCACUUUUUAGAACAUUUUCGUAUUGUUUAACCGAGCAUUUUAAGUUGGCUUUUAUUGGAUUCGUAUAUAGGGUGUCUGAAAUAGCCAAGCUCGAUCUACCAUGGGCCGUAAAAAUCGGCGCCUGCACGAAGCAAUCUAAACUUUUCGUCAUAGGUGUAUUUCACAAGUCUGUCUUAACGUGCAAUAUUACAAAGCAAACGUGGGGCCACAAAUCUUGCCAAGGUCAGCGGCAAGUUUUACUCGUUUAUUUUGAAACCUUAAGACCGACCUGUGAAAUACACCUUUAAUGAAAAGUCCAGAUUGCUACAUACAGGCGCCGAUUUUUACGGCCCAUUUUAGAUUCGAGCCUGGGUAUUUCAGUCGCCCUAUACUGUGUCACGUCUUUGUAAAUUGACAGCAUUUUCACAAUUUGUACUUAUCUUUUUAUCCUGGACUACGUAUAGAUGCCCUUCGAUACUUGCUUGGGCUGGCUAUGAACAUCCUUGAAGGGACACUAAACCUAGGGAAAGUUAUUUUUUCUAUGUUGUUAGGACAGGCUUAGUUUGCUAGACCUCUGAGCGCACACUGGAUGGGGACAAACCAAUAAGUUAGAACGCCCUGGAGCGAUAAACUGGCAGCUGAAAGUGUCCCUUACCCGGCUGCCGCCAUGUUGCUCAUGUUUGACCCACUAGACACGUGACCUUAUAGUAUUAUGUUUAGAUUUUAACGAAGCACUGCGCACAAAUAAUUCUUAUUGAUCUUUAGUAACAGUAACGACGAGGCAAGUUAUGUUUUGUUUGUUUUAAGUCCACAAUGUGCUUUUACGACAAACUCUGGCAGCUUCACAAUGCCUCUGCUAGAGCCCGUCGGCUACGGUGCUGUUUUUUUUGGGUUUUUAUCGGAGCUACACACUGAUCUCCGAGGCUAACAGUAUUGAAAAAUAGUUUAUCGUGUUUUUUUACAGCAAUCUCAAUACAAAUCUCGACUCAGUUUUGCUUAAAAGCCUCGGGAUUUGGUACGGUCACGUGUCUAAUGGUCAAAAUUGUACAAGAUGGCAGCAGCCAAGUGGGGCUCGCUUUUUGUCUGGUGAAGAAGGUACCAGUUUAUCAUUCUAAGCCCCUCUACCUUGUUGGAACAAACGCUAUCAUCUUGCAGGGGUGCAACUUCGGUUUGGCCUGCAAAUUGAAAAAUUUGCAUUGUACCAUAAACAAUACAAACUCUUUUUUCAAUUAACAUGUAUUUUGAGACAUGCCUGUCCUAACCAAGUAGAGAAAAAAAAAAUUUUAGGUUUCGAGUUUUUUUACAUUUUACAUUGGCAAACUACCUAAAAAAGUUAAAGAAACAUUUAUUGUAGCAUUUGUUUUAAUAGCUGUCAGUUUUAAUUUUAUGCAGCAUUCCAUGGACCGCCUAACAAAGAGGAAGUGACUUUUGCGAUAAUUUGUCAAAAGAAAUCUUUCUUCCCAUUGAUGAUGGCUUCCUCGGCCUUCCAUUGUAUAUAGCAGACUUUUGUUGCGCAACUUUAUUCAGCAUAUUGCCUUCUGCGCUUUCUUUGAUUAGUACUUAAUCUUACUGUUCUCACAAUGUACAUUCUUUGUGUCCUUUGACAUGUCCACAUUAAAAUGUUUAUGUGCUUC